Vicugna pacos (alpaca) is the source of this 4880-nucleotide messenger RNA. NCBI's taxonomy places the organism in Eukaryota, Metazoa, Chordata, Mammalia, Artiodactyla, Camelidae. The record is from RefSeq and is a predicted model, not a curated record.
AUGACCUGGUUCUCCCGGGCGGCACCAAGCGCCGCCGACCCGAAGGGGGGGGCAGCCACCCCAGCGAGGGAAGGAGGCGGCGCGGGCCGUACCAAGCGCUCCCUCGAAAGGGGGGGCAGCCUGGCGAGCGCGGGCAGAGGAACGCGAUCAGCGUCAGCUCCCGUCGCCGCUCUAAAGGUGUGGGCCGUACCACGCGGAAGGUGUGCACGGGAGAAGGCGAGGGUGGAGCAAGGACCCAAUUGGUCCGAGGAGCUAAAUAAGGAACUUUGGAGACAGCCCCAGCGCGCCGAGAGCGCUACAACUGCGCGCGCCGUAAACAAGAGGGUGGAAACCGUCCCUAACCACUCCGCCCAGAAAUGGGGAAAACGAACCAAUGGGCGCCGGGAAUACAUGGCCCUGAUUCUUGCUUCGCUGAGAAGGCGUUUGUACAGAGUCCUGAGGCUUGCUGUUCCUGCUGUGGGAAGUUGGAAGACUAGAGCUCGGGCUGGCCGGCUGACCAGAGGAGAAGGGCUGUGUAUUAAAUGGAUGACAGCAUGCAAAGCUGAGCCGCCCCAGGGUGUGUUCGUCUCAGCUUUGCUGAAAGCCACAUUCUGCAGAGACUGGCCUGGUGCACUGGAAAACACAAUUUGGUACCAACGCUGUGGUGACACUCAGUCAACAGGGUCAUCUCCACAGAGACAGGACUGGAUGGGUAGUUCUCACAACCACAGUGGGGGAUGUGCCUGGAGAAGGCACUCAGGCAAGUUUGAUUUCCUCACAGAAAAAAAAUGUAGUUAGGUAGCUCCGUGCCUGGGGCUUGGUCUUAAGUCUCUUUUAAUGACCAUAAAUGCCAUAUUCAAGUCAGCUAUAAAGUAUAUCAUUGUACACUGUCCAGUAAUAAACUUUCGAAAUGUAAAUCAAUUAGUCAGAUAAUAAAGAAAUAGAUCCUAUAAAUUUUUAGUUAACUCUGUUAAAUUGUUUAGGAGAUUGCUCAGGAAGGGGGCUUGUGCAAGGGUGGGAAGUGUGAGGGUAGAGGGUCUGGAAAGGGCAGACGAUCUAUGGGCAGAAAGGGGAGGAGCCGGGGGACAGUAAGUUUCAGGGGGUGCCUGGCAUUACCUCACAACCGUGUGUCUCUGACAAAGAGCCCCCAGGAGAAAUUGCUGAAGGGUAAGCUGCUCUACCUGUAUCAUUUUUUUUUAUUAUUAGUUACUAAGGAUGAGCAUUUAUGUCCCUGAAAUAAGAAAUAUCAAAUAUGUUUACAUGCCAGACACAGACGAGACGUGGAAUUGCUCCCUUACCUGCCUCAGAUCCAUGCUUCACUGGGUGAAUCAACCAGACAUACAGUGACAAACCGACCCAAUCCAUCUACUCAGUCUACCCAGGACUUAGAUUUCUCCCCCUACCCUUGUUUUUUCCCAUCAUUUCUAGCCAUUUUUACUUUUUUUUUUUUAACCAAAUUGUGUUCUUGAUAAAGGAGUCAGAGAGCAAAGUGAAGAAAAUGGGGUUAUCUAAUUUGCCUUUAUCUGCCUCUCUCUUUGCCCCACCAGCAAGUAAAGUAACACAUAUUAGCAUUCCUUUUCCUCUGCUCCUCGUCUACCAGUCUGAGGUUCCUGUGAACCCCACCUUUGCGCCUCUGACUGUGUGGAAUUCACUGUGUCUUGAAUGCAGAGAGCUCUAUGGUCAAAAAGUAGAGGCAGAAGAUAGGAGUCCCAGGGCAAAAGUCCCAAGGCUGUUCUCUGGGCCACCCGUCUCCCUGGCCACCCAGUCUGGGGAGGGCUCAAGGCUGUUUAUGAGGCCAGGUCUGGAAGGGGGUGCGCAUCACUUCCGCUCCACUCCCACUGGCCGUAAUUCAGUCACUUAGCCAACUUAACUACAAGCUGGUAUGUCUACACUCCUGGAAAUAGUGUGAUGGAUCUGUGACACUGGCUCCGCCUGGGUGCCAGAGAACCCAGGAAAAGAGCAGAAAUUGGAAGCACAACACUUUGGAAGCCCAGGGUGGUGGGUGGGGCUCAAAAUUGGAGGAGUUGCUAAAAGUUUCAUAAGAUACGGUUGGACCCGGUGCAGCCAGGCACUUUUCCCCUCUCCCAGCCUAGACGAAAACGGGAGGUUUACCUUUGGAAGUGAACAGAGAGGCUCUGGACUUGGAAAUACAGGCAUAGCUAUGUGAGGGAGGUGAGGAACCCUAUGGAAAACUGUGAUAUUAAGUUCAAGCCUAAUGGCUGGGACUUGAUACUCCCCAGCCUCCUUCUCUCAGUCAGUCCCAGGACGCUGACAGUGACACUUGAACUUCCCAGGCAGGAUUCCUCUCUGAAGAAAGCAAACAGCCUAAGAGAAAAGACUUAUAGAUUCUUCUAGUGAAAUAGCUGGGCUCUGACCAUUAUUCACACUAAGUGAGCCCCACUAAGUCACAGAGAACUUCCAACGAGCUUUCUCGUGCCUCACUUUUAUGAACUUAUGAACAAGGAGAGACCCAAAUAUUACCAGGUAGAUAAAGUGAGCUCCUAACGUGAACAAUGAAGUCCAAAACAAACAAAAAGAAAAUGAACCCAGAUCUAAAGAGCAGAAGAAACAGGGGGAAAGCCACUAUUAAGUAAUAUCUUCAGAGAGAUGUGAGACCAUAUUGCAAAGCAGGAGAUGCUAGAGAAAAGGCAUGUCCCCGUGACAAAAAAGAGCUUUUGAAAAUUAAAAAUAUGAUAGACAAAGUUAAGAAUCCACUAGAAUAGGUGAAAGAUAAAUCUGAAGAAAUCGCCAGAAAAGCAGAACAAAGAGCAAAGAGAGGAAAAUUGGAGUGAAUAAAAUUACAGGAUUAAUUUAGGAGUUUCAUUAUCUCACUAAUUGGAGUUCCAGAAAAAUGAGAAAAUGGAUAGAAGAAGUUAUUAAAGAAUUUCCCAGAACCAAGGUCAUGAGUUGCCAUAUUGAAAGGGCCCACUGGGCACUCAACACAAUGAAGGAGAGGAGACUUGCACUAAUGCAUAUGACCAUAAAACCUCAGAACACCAAGGAUGAAAAGAAGGGCCAGAGAAAUUAUAGAGAGAACAGUCAAGUCAAAACAGAAGCUGGAAGACUGUGGAUCAAGGCCUUCAAAAUUCUGAGGGGAAAUGAUUUCUAAUUUAGAAGUCUAUACUUGGCCAGACUAUUAUUCAAAUAGGAAGAGUAACCACAGCUAACUCUUAAAUGGUUUAAGAAAAAAAGGCAUAUUCAAAUUAGAGAAAAGACAUGAGAAAUCAAGCAAAGCAGAAGUGUUAACCAUUGGUGAAUUGGUAAAGGGUACUAAGGAGGUGUUAGCAAUACUCUUCCAAGUCUUUAAGUUUGGAAAAAAAAAAACGAGAGGAGAAUAAAGGAAUUUUUAGGUGUGUAAAUUCUCCAAAGUUUAUCUCCAUGUCUACUGUCUUACUAAAUCACUGUAGUAUGAGGUGUGUUCCAUGCAAACAAAGAAGUGGACAAAGUGUAACCAUGCGAUCAAAAAAACAGAAUCCAACAUAGAAGAGAAGUGAAGGGUAAUCCUGGAAUGACAGUUGCCUAGUCGGUCUAGAGAGUAAACAGUCUAACCUGGAGCAGGAGGACCAAGACAGAAGGUUUAUUUCCAAUAAAACAUGCAAUUGACAGAUUAGCCAUUUGUCUAGUUUGAUCGUUCAGACAGAGAUUCCGGGAAUGAAUAAGUGGACAGGGCCCUAGAAAAUAGAACAAACCCAAAUUUGAGUUAAUUAUUAACUCCAGGAAAAAUGAACAAUUGCCCAAGAAAGGAAAUAUAAAUGAUGUGAUUCAGUCCAUGAACAAGAUUUAUAUGGACAUAUUAAUAUAAAAAUGAAUAUAUAUUAUAAUCCCAUUGGGAAUGAAGGGAGGGAAAUGGUGUGUGAAUGGAGGAUAUAAAAGUGAUCAUUCCUCAUCUUCUGUGGUAAGAAAUCAAUAGAUAAUGUAUUAAGUGGAAACAUCAAGAAGAGCAGUAGAAACCUGUUAUUUGGAAAUAGAUAAACAUGAGAAAAAAUGCUUACUAGUACUGAAGGCAGUUACCUCUGAGGGUAUCGAAGGUAGUGGGGAUCAAGUGGAUAUGAAUAAGCCUGCUUUUUUAUGAGUAGGGUUUGUCUGGGACAGUCUCCACUUUAUCCCUGAUAGUCGGGUAUCAUUUUGUUACCACUGCCCCUUUCACUCUCAAAAUUGUCCCAAUUUUGAAGUCUUGAAGCAUUAUUUGAUAUGGGUAAUAUAAUAUUAAAGAAAAUAAAAUAAAAUAAAAAGAGAGGGCUCUUUGGACCCUAAAUUAAAUAACCUCUUUUCAUCCAGCUCAACCAAAAACAUUGAUUUUUCUUUUCCUCUAAAAUUAAUUAUUUUAAACUGAAUACAAGCAGUAUGUCUGUUUCGCGAUCACAGCAGGGGACAUUCCUGGAUAAGGCACUCCCGCAAGUCUGAUUUUCUCACAGGAAAAAAAAAAUGUGGUUAGAUAGCUGCUAUAUUCAUUACCUCAUUUAAUUCUUACAACGGCUUCGUGAGGGUAAACAUCCAACCCCAUUUUAUAGGUGAUAAAAAUGAGGUUCAGGGAGGUUUUGUGACUUCUUAACAAGGUGACGCAGCUGGUAAGAUACUAGCCUACACUGGACCAGGCACUCUAAUUAUGGUUCCCUUGCUUUUGCCUCCGUAUCAAACGAUAAGGCAUCUCAGCCAUCCCAUGAAUGAACAGAAUCUGAGAUGUGAACUUGAGAGCCCAGGUUAACAGCCUUGUCGUUAGAAAAACAGAUUAUGAAAAACAAUAAAUAAUUUAAACAUCCUUUUGUCUUCCUGGUCUUUGAACAGAAAUUCUAAUUAAUCUGCCCAGUUAGGCAUAGCGGAAACUGAAGUCAUCCUCCUGGGAGGACAGCCCGCACCUCCCUCGGAGGCCCGGAGGAUGAAGCCCUGCUGUUAAAGCUCCA